CUUCUUUGGAAAAUGUUUCAUUUUCCACGAGACAACUAAAACCAAGUAUUUUCUACGUAAUCAUUUUCCAACUCAGUCUUCCUUCUUCCUCCACCUCCAUGGCUACUCCGCCAGUCGUACCGACCGCCGCCGCCGCCGCCUCCUUCACCCCAGUAUUCAUCAACACUGCAACUCUCCGAUCCAUCCUUACAUACAAAUCGCUAAUCCACCACUUCCGCGCGUUUCUUCCCACAGUCACUUCCAGUCUCCACUCCCCACCUCGCCAAAACUACGCCCUUUCCCCCUCUUCAUCUCUCCUCCUCAUGCCCUCUUGGUCUUCCUCUUCCUCCUUCCCCUACCUCGGUGUCAAGCUCGUCACCUACUUCCCCCAGAACUCCACCCUUGAAUUACCGGGAGUGCACGGGAGCUACGUCCUGUUCGAUUCUCGAACUGGGCAAACCCUAGCUUCCAUGGAUGGCACUGAACUGACUCUGUGGAGAACUUCUUGCGUGUCCGGUUUGGCUUCCGAGAUUUUAGCCAGAAACGAUGUGGGGGUUCUCGUGAUGAUUGGUUCGGGCGCUCUAGCCCCUCAUCUGAUCAAAGCCCAUCUCACAGCAAAACCCAGUUUGAGAAGAGUGAUAAUUUGGAAUAGAACAGUGGAAAAGGCGAGAAAAUUGGCCCAAGAGCUGGAAAACGAAGGAAAAUUUGAGGGUGUUUGUUUUGAGAGCACUGAGUGUUUGGAGGAAGUGGUGGGCAUGGGCGAUAUUGUGAGCUGCGCCACGAAUUCUGAGAGCCCUCUGGUCAACGGCGCAAGGUUGAAGGCUGGGGCGCAUCUGGAUUUAGUCGGGUCGUUCAGGCAUUCAAUGAGGGAGUGUGAUGAUGAAGCAAUAAAGAGGGGGAGAGUUUUCAUCGAUAACGAAAUGGCAUUGGAGGAGGCAGGAGAACUGGUGGGUGCUUUUGAAAGGGGAGUGAUUGGGAAGGGAGAAAUUGGCGGCAAUUUGGUGGAAUUGAUAAAAGGGGAGAAGGUUGGGAGGAGGGAUUCAGAGGAGGUGACAGUGUUCAAAUCAGUUGGGUCUGCAGUUGUAGAUAUUCUGAGUGCUCAACUGGUAUAUGAGACUUACAUCAAAAAUGGAGGUGGACUUUAAGCCUCACCAUGGGGCUUGGCUUACAUCUAUUGUAAGUACUGUUUUUGGGGGAGGCUUAUAUUAAUAAGACUAAUAAGUAUGGAUAAUCUUAGUAUAUAUGGAUUCUUCUAAUAAGCUCUUCUCUACUGUUUGAUUUUACUUCAUGGAAUUUGGAAGUAGCUGAGGUUGUGGUUUCUUGCAUGGUGCUGUACUAUUCAACUUGUUUCUUAGUUCAUACCAUUAUAUGCAUAUUUUGAUCCUUUCUGAUGGGAUGUAA
Messenger RNA from Vitis riparia (riverbank grape), 1380 nucleotides. RefSeq names its product protein SAR DEFICIENT 4. NCBI's taxonomy places the organism in Eukaryota, Viridiplantae, Streptophyta, Magnoliopsida, Vitales, Vitaceae. Bases 99 to 1124 code for a protein of 341 amino acids. Gene Ontology annotation, cellular component: cytoplasm. The record is from RefSeq and is a predicted model, not a curated record. The transcript has a single exon.